AUGUUGUACAUUUUGUACUAUUUCUUUUGAAAGUUACAUUAGAUAUUUAUGUAUAGCAUAAUAGGAUCAGUAGCGGUGAAUUAGUGAAGUCUUUGAGAGUCAAUGUAUUCGACGAUGACGGAGUGAAACAUAAAUGUUUAUCAGUGGUUGUGAUAAAUGUCCGCACUCUGCAGUACGACUGCGUCCGCCCAUUAACCUUGAAAUUAAAAAACGCUGCGUCACACCAAAAACUUUAAAAUCAGCUGUUCGGUUACGUACUAGUACGUCGUACGGCUCUGCUUUUUCUUGAGUGACCGGUUUUCAUAACUUUGCAAUAGUUUCUUUAAAGUGCGUACAUUUUUGAAAAGCGUCUUUUGGGACUUGUCUAUCGGAUUUCGGAUUUUCUUACGGCAGUGGCACGAUGCUGCUGUAUUUGGGAAUCAUCGCUGCUGGUCUUCUCGCCUACCUGUUGCGCAAGUGGUUCUACUGCAUCUGGGCGCGCUAUGUUGUUAAAUCGAUCCCCGGUGGUCCCUUUCCCUUGCCCAUUGUGGGAAAUAUUCUCGAGAUCGACGGCAAAGCACCGUUCGAGUCCAUGGAAAAAUGGGCCCAUCAGUACGGGAAACUUUUCACGAUGAUGAUGGGCAGCGAGGUGGUUUUGGCCAUUGCGGAUUUGGAUCUGCUGAAGAAGGCUUUCAAGGAUGAUCGCUUUUCCGGCAGGCCGGAGAAUUUCUUUUUUGAUAUCUGGAGAAGCAUGGGGUAUCCCUUAGGCUUCGCGGGGUUGGAUGGCGAUGUCUGGAAGGAACAUCGUCGAUUUUCCAUCCAUGCUCUAAAAGAUUUUGGAUUUGGAAAAUCUGCAGCGGAAGAGCAGAUCCAAAAGGAGGCUGGCGAACUAUUGAAAACACUCUUGGACAGCGGUGGGCAGCCGAUGGAUAAUCAUAUACCCUUUUCAACAGCGACCUCCAAUGUGACAGCUAUUAUGAUGUUCGGCACUUCCUUCAGUUCUCAAGACAGCCGCUUCAACUACUUCAUCGAAGCGGAAUCGCAAAACUUUAAAGACUUCGCCAAUAUGUCGGUACUGGACAUGAUCCCCUGGGCUGUUCACAUUCCGCCCUUUCGCAGCUGGGUUAAGAAUUUACGGAAACGCAUCGAAAAACAGCUGGAACUGUUGCAUGAACUAAUAUCCGAGCACAAGCAAUAUUUUGACCCACAGAAUCCUCGUGAUUACAUUGAUGCAUUCUUCAACGAAAAGGACAAAUCUGCAACAUUUACCGAUGGUCAACUUUUAAGCAACGUACAAGAUUUAUUUUCUGCGUCGUUUGAAACUACUGCUACAUUUCUGCGUUGGGCCAUGCUGCUGAUGAUCCAUCAUCCAGAGGCGCAAAGAAAGGUCCAGGAGGAAAUCGAUCGGGUUAUUGGACGCUCCGGCUUGAUUAAAUCAAAUGACCGCUCCCGGUUGCCGUAUACAGAAGCCACUAUAUUAGAGAUAUUUCGGUUUGCCAAUUACAUCCCAUUUCUUCUGCCUCAUAAAACGUUGGAGGAUGUGCAGUUUGAAGGCUAUACAAUCAGAAAAGACACUACCAUAAUGGGACUCGGCUGGGUCAUUAAUCGCGAUCCCGCCUUGUGGAAAAAUCCGGAGGCGUUCAUUCCAGAGCGGUUUCUGGAUGACAAGGGAAAUGUCAACCAGUCUACGGCAUCGAACGUGAUGAUCUUUUCUACCGGGAAACGCGUGUGUCCAGGCGAACCGCUAGCUCGCAUUGAAACACUGUUAUUCUUCGGAUCCAUCUUGCAGAAAUUCAACAUUACCGGAGAAGGCAGUGCUAAACCGUCUUUGAGUCGCGUUGAUGGCUUAACUUUGACUCCGGAACCAUACCUGAUGCGAGCCAUUCCACGAAAAUAAUUAUGGUCAGUUUACAGAAACAGCGAAACCAUAGUUUUUACCGGUUUUUUUAUUUAUACCAUUGCGCUUAUCGAAAAUUGACAAAGUGGAGUUGGUUUUGUCGUUUGUGAUUGCGACGACCCGGUGCUGCUGAUUUUUGGAAUGUCAGAAUGUUUUUCGUGAGCUCAUCUUUCAGAUAUUUUUUUAUUCCUAGACUUGAUUGGAAGUUGAAUAGUUUUUGUUAUCGGCUUCUUUCAGCCUGUUCAAAUACAACAGAGUGCAAACGCGGGCAACACCACUAAACUACCAUCGGCACUUAAACUUUCUAAGUAAUUCUUUAUCCUAUUUUGGUCUUUGUCCCGAGAGCGGGUACUUAAAAAUGUUUGUUA
Paramacrobiotus metropolitanus is the source of this 2244-nucleotide messenger RNA. RefSeq names its product cytochrome P450 2J4-like. Bases 401 to 1876 code for a protein of 491 amino acids. The record is from RefSeq and is a predicted model, not a curated record. The transcript has 9 exons. Gene Ontology annotation, biological process: xenobiotic metabolic process. Lineage: Eukaryota; Metazoa; Tardigrada; Eutardigrada; Parachela; Macrobiotidae. Gene Ontology annotation, cellular component: intracellular membrane-bounded organelle; cytoplasm. Gene Ontology annotation, molecular function: oxidoreductase activity, acting on paired donors, with incorporation or reduction of molecular oxygen, reduced flavin or flavoprotein as one donor, and incorporation of one atom of oxygen; heme binding; iron ion binding.